UCCCUUUCCUUAGUCAAGUUUUCCUUUGGUUCUUCCCUUUGCCUUCGCAUGUCACCUGAGCCUUGCAAAAAGUCGCCAGAAGGGGAAGAGAGAAUGGGCCAGUGCCCUUUGUCAACUCUGGACUUAUCUUCUGCCAAGAUAAACUUCUCCCUCCACAGCCCCAGGCAGUUUCAAGAUUGUGACAUAUGCCCGGCUGUGGAGAAGGAUGUCAACCUCUUCCUGACAGGAACCACUGAAGAAUAUGUUGAUUAUGUGGCAAGAUACCAACCAGACCCUUUUGUAUUGCAAAAUGGUGAAGAACUAAAGAAAUGUGUGGAUAGCAAAUUGUCGGAAGAGGACAAGCAGAACGUGCUUACUGGGCUGGUGAGUCUGGCUGUGUGUCUGCACCCCUGUGCUGCCUGGAGCUCCUUCUCCUCCCCACCACGACCCUCCCCGGGAGGGAAGAGAGCCGGGUGAAGGAGGAGACAGGAUGGGGCAGAUGCAGCAGUGCGGGGAAGGGCCAGGAAGGGAGACUCAACCCAGCCCUUGAGCUCCCAGGCUGGCACAGGCCGUCUGGCUCUGCGGAGCCCCCAGGAGCCUACAGGGUCUCCCGUCUCCACGGCACUACCUGACUC
Lemur catta (Ring-tailed lemur) is the source of this 614-nucleotide messenger RNA. RefSeq names its product major allergen I polypeptide chain 1-like. Gene Ontology annotation, cellular component: extracellular region. Gene Ontology annotation, molecular function: steroid binding. The transcript has 2 exons. Bases 49 to 456 code for a protein of 135 amino acids. NCBI's taxonomy places the organism in Eukaryota, Metazoa, Chordata, Mammalia, Primates, Lemuridae. The record is from RefSeq and is a predicted model, not a curated record.